AUGGCGAUUCUUUUAAGGAUACCAGCACAAGAUAGAGAAUUUAGAGCUUGUAUAAAGCUACAUCACGACGGUGGUAAAGAUGUAGCCGCUCGCGUUUUCCUCGAGGGGCCAAGAUCUUUGCAUCCACUUUACGCCAACCAACAUGUUGGGACGAAGGCUGUCCGAUGCUUCAACAGCAAAAAUGGUGCGGUCGCUCUGUACGUAGAAGCGAGUGAUCCGGACAGUGUCGACAAGAGAGUUGCUGACAUUGAAUACGACUUGCAACCUUUGCCUAAAGGAGCUACUGGCUACGACCCAUCAGAAGAAUGUAGACCUUGCACUGGCGAAGAAUUGGCACACGCUUUCUGUACGAGUGAUUUAGGUAAAAUACAAAAAAAAAGAUUAUUUUUAAACUUUAAAUAACCACAUAAUUUCUGG
This is a messenger RNA of Onthophagus taurus, 417 nucleotides long. Lineage: Eukaryota; Metazoa; Arthropoda; Insecta; Coleoptera; Scarabaeidae. The record is from RefSeq and is a predicted model, not a curated record.